CGAUCGGGUAUGUGCGUGUUUUUAUGAACACCAGCGUCAAAACUCUGACUUGUGUAGCCUCUAAAUGUACUUACCGAGUUUCUUUGAGACGCGCAGUUGUUAAUUCAAGGUGUUCGUGGCAAAUUAUCAGCAAAUAAGAGAAACGAGGUGAAAGGCGUAGAACGAUGUCAGCGCUAGUUAACUAGUUCUCGGCCUAGUUAAAUAUUUUUUACUCAUAUUGACACAGCACAGUUGGAGUUUGGAGGACUGGAAGGAUGCUGGCCUCAUGUUUACGUGGAUACUGGACAAAAGUUGUGUUUUCCUCUCUGCCAGCAGUGCCUAAUCGUCAUCAAGAGAAAAGAAUUUGGUUGAACAUGCAGACGACAGUUUAGGUGGUGAAGUGGUUGAAAACCAUCAUGGAAAGACCACUUUCUGAUGCCUGACAAGUUGAGGUAAAAUUCAAGAUGGCUGCCAUGGAGGUGGAUGGAGAAUUACAGUGCCCCAUCUGCCUGGAUCUCUUCACCAGUCCCAUCAUCCUCCCAUGUUCACAUAUUCUUUGUCGGCGACCAUGUGCAGAAAAUCUUUUUGACGAUACAUUUAUUCGUUGCCCGGUGUGUCGUGACAAUUGUUAUGUCACUGGAGGAAUCGGUAGCCUUCCCAGAGUUCUUGCUUUGGAGAACAUCAUUGAAAAGUACAAAGCCAUUGGUGAGAGACGACAGCGUGACACAGAGAGUCCUGAGAGUGGCUCGGAUGAUGUCACUGCGGGUAUAGAUACGGAAAACGAGGUGCUGUGUCAGCUUUGUGAUGCCUCACCGAGACGUGCCAGAAAGUCUUGUCUGGAUUGCAAUGCAUCGUACUGCAAUCGCUGUCUGCGGAUUUCACAUCCCGCACGCGAACCGUUCAGUCUCCAUGACCUUGUCGAGCCUCGAUGUCCACUCCGGCCAAAAGACGUUCUUUGCACUGAGCACGGGGAGAAGCUGACUAUAUACUGUUACUUGUGUAAAGCGCCAUGCUGUAUCCUCUGUGUGGAAAAGGACCUUCAUCCUGUAGAAGAGGGUCACAAGGCUGUGUCAUUGGAAGAAGCUUAUGCUCAUUAUAAGGGUGUAAUAGAAACAAGUUUGAGUCAUUUGGAGAACAGCCAGUCAAAACUAGCGUCAGUACUGGCCACUAGGAGAGCUCGUAUAACAGAGCUACAGACUAAUAUCAGUGUGCGCCGGGAACUGGUGAACCAUCAGUGUGACGCUUUAGUGAAUGAAGUUGAGGCUAAGAGGAGGUUUUUCCUGGCUGACUUGGAUUAUGAAGAACGUGUACGACAGAUGGACAUUGAGAGCUCAGUCAGUGGCCUGGAGAGGCUGAUGGCCUCUGCAAAGAGUGUAACACGUUACUCACAUGACGUCAUGGCCAAGAAGGAGGCUGGGGCAUUCCUUCAGCUUGCUAACGCAUUAAAUGAUAGACUGGUCCGGGUGACGUUAGACUGUGAUAGUUGCCCUGUUCAACCUGAAGGUCAAGACAAUGUCCAUGUUGUCGAGGGGAAAGUUGUCGACUUUCGGAAGGAAAAGGCCAUUCUUCAGGACAUGCAUUAUCUUCUAGUUCCUGCCACUCCGAUUAUUGAUGUAACUCGUUGUUCACGAUCAGAAGACACUGUGGCACUUGUUGUGUGCCCACCUAAAAACCACCAUGACGUGAUUGAUCAGUAUCAGGUCCAGUAUUUCUCUGAGGAACAAAAGGCUCUUGGGUUGGAGGAUCACUUGGAGUUUGGUAACCCACAGGAGGAUCGGCAGCUGGUGAAGGGCGUGGCUAAUGGUGGAUUUCUGGUGCUGUUGAUAGAAAAUCUGUGUCGUGGCACAACCUACUAUUUCAGUGUGACAGCCAGUAAUGCCACGGGAAAGAGUGCGGCAUCAGAAGCUGUGCAGUGCGCCACGCUGCUCCACGGGGAGGGGAUUGUUCCAGUGCCGGUGAUUUUGGACAGCCUGUGCCGUCGCUACACGGCGUCUAUCCAGAUCUGCAGCUCCAGUCCUCUGGACGUUGUCGCCGAUCAAAAAAUCAGCCAUUACCUCUUGUUCAGGGAUUCCACAAAUAAUCGGGCGUACAAGAGCGUGUCCAUGUUCGGCCGACAGGAACAUCGGGUGUUCGGGCUGGACCCUAACACAGACUACGAUUUCUUGAUAAUGGCAUGCAACCAAAAGGGAGAGAGCCAACUUUCGAAUAAAGUCACUCUGCAGACAGAGGUGUCAGCACUUGAAAUGGUAGAGAAUAGCUCUGGUGAUGAAAACGUUUGAGUGGAGAUUUCAGACUUAUGAAAUCAUUGAUUUUUGUUGUGCAGUCUUAAGCAGAAUAUUUCAAACGAGAUUUCAUCAACCAGCUGUUUGGUUGAAGGAGUUGUUUUACCUUGCUCAAUACAAAGAACAAGAGUUUUCAGUAAAACCUUAUAUUAAAUUGUGCACAUGUGUUUGUGACUGCUUCGAAACAUUACUCUGGAUCUUGUUUGAAAUUUUCAACCAGAUUCGAUAGAAUAAUUCUGUACGUUUGUGUGUAGACAUUUGUGGAAAUUUUAACAGCCUGUACUUUCCCUGUUAUUUCAAAAAUCCUCAUUCCUGCAUUUGUGCAAGUGCUUUUCCAAAAUAUACAAUAGCAUAGAAUACAGGUGAGAUGCUGGAAUCUCCCAAUGCCAUAGGAAUGGGAGAGUAUGGAUGUGGCUCUGAUGGGCUACACAGAGGUGCAAAAACAUGCACUUGAUUGAACCCUGUAGUGCUUGUGUACCAUGUACAUGUGUUAUUUAUAAGAAAUACACAUACAGCUGUCCUGGGCUGUGGAAAAGAACAACAGAGUACAUGUACAUUGCUGUUUUGGUAAUCCUGUAUGUCCUAAGAGCGGUGUAAACUGAUGGGAAUUGAGAUAAUUGAAUUGCUGUACUAAAUCUUGGCAUCAUAUUAAAAACAUUGACACAAAAGUUUUCUGUCGAUUCCACUUUUCCUGGUGUGACAUCGUGCCGAAACACUUGGCAUCACCUAUUGCUGAGGUAAAGCCACAGAUGACAUAGUACUUUCAUAUGCACUGCGACAUUUCAUUCCACAAUAACUGACUUACUUGAUGUCAUAUCUGCCUCAUGGGUCAUCACGUAAGGAAUAUCGUCACGCUGCAACAUGAAAAUUUUACAGAAACUGCCAAAGAUUUUGUUUUUGAGGACUUUUCAUUUAUAGGGGUUAAUUGUAGUUCUUUGUAAAUCUUUGGAACAGUAGCAUUAGCUGUGUUCCGUAAAGUUUCCUGCUUAUGAUUUUAAUAUUUCCGGCCGGUUUCACGUGGGACUGAAGUAGCACUAUAAAGGCAGAACUGUCCCCAUUGGUAUUUCUCUUGUAUGAAUCUUUUAACAAAUUCACGUAUCUGUGUAUGUAGUAUUUAGUGUGGAUGUACAUUUGUGACCCAUGAUUUUCACGAGUCAUGCUCAUGUAUGUAAUACAGGCUCUGAUCCAAAACAGGUAAAUGCAGAUAUAUAUAUUGGUGAGGUAAAUGACAUGACCACAGAUUCUGCCUAGUCACUUUUCAGUAUUUAUUCAUGGAUAGAAUUAUAAUGUAUUUUGAAAUGUGAUAUGAAAACUUACCAAAGUUAUAUUAACAUUGUGACUUAGACGUAGUACAGUGUAUAUGCAAUUUCCAUUCUGUACAUACUGAAGAUAUUAUAGCUUUAAAUUACAUUUUUUAUUGAAGAGUUUUAUUCUAGAUCACAGUAACUUUCAUUAUUAUGUAUUAUAAUUCCAUUACUUUGUUUUUUUGAAGUUUUAUUUUUUGAUAGAAUGAGGAUGAUCUCAAAAUGCAUCAUACGUAGUCAAAUUUUAAUUUAUUGCUACAUUUGAAAUGUAUCUACAUUUCCACAUAGUGAACAAAGUAUGUAUACAACAGUAUAUAGAUGCAUUUUAGCAUUGUGUCCUACGUUGUUGUAGAAUUGAGUGAGGCAUAGUGAGUUAAUGAGCUAGGCAUGUGAUGCACAUGCAAGUCUUGAGUACGGCGUAUAAAACCAAUCAGGUAUAGAAAUAUUGUGUGAAAAGAAUGAAAGGCAAAUAUGCCUGUGGUUCAGCAUGUACAAGCAAUUCGCACCUGAUGUUCCGUUACAAAAAUUGGACUGCGGUACCAUUGGAAAAGUUGUGUAAGUCAUGAUGGGCAUUGUGAUUACUAAAUAGCAAACAUGCCUGAAAACUUAAAAGUAACUACAUGUAGCAACAUUAGUUUUUAUUUAUUAAAAAAUUUAGACCCUUUACAAAUGGUCUUGGAUUUUAGAGUGUUUAACGCUUUUAAGGUGUUAUAUGGUGUUACUGCUGUUCAAGACUUUUGAAAAUUUGAUUUGCCAGAUUGUUCAAGUGUCAGAUAUUUUGUUUCGUGUUUUUUCAAAGGCGUACGUUAACACAUUUCAUGAACAUUUCUGUCCAGGUCAUUUUAUAUUCCUUUGUACUUUAACACCCUCAUCCGCCAACUUGUUGAGGGGGAAAGGGAACCCAAAUGUUACAUUUUAAAGCUGGCCUUUGAAAUUUCAUGUCAACAAAAAUUGAUUUCUUGAAUAAAGGUUUUCACUGUUGACAAAGUUGUUGUGUUGAUGUAUUUAUUGGAAUGCCUCAUUGGAACCCUAUGCUAAAGACAUUUGAUUGGACACCAGGCCCAGUCACAGUGAUCUGGCCCAUCCCUACAUCCUGUCAUUGGCCCAUUCUCUAAUGUUGUGUAU
Messenger RNA from Liolophura sinensis, 4690 nucleotides. RefSeq names its product probable E3 ubiquitin-protein ligase MID2. NCBI's taxonomy places the organism in Eukaryota, Metazoa, Mollusca, Polyplacophora, Chitonida, Chitonidae. The record is from RefSeq and is a predicted model, not a curated record. Gene Ontology annotation, molecular function: protein binding; zinc ion binding. Bases 444 to 2258 code for a protein of 604 amino acids. The transcript is spliced from 9 exons.